Messenger RNA from Rosa chinensis, 786 nucleotides. RefSeq lists its product as uncharacterized. The record is from RefSeq and is a predicted model, not a curated record. Gene Ontology annotation, molecular function: protein dimerization activity. NCBI's taxonomy places the organism in Eukaryota, Viridiplantae, Streptophyta, Magnoliopsida, Rosales, Rosaceae. The transcript has a single exon. Bases 1 to 786 code for a protein of 261 amino acids.
AUGCUUCUUGAUGUUGCCGUGAAGAACUUAGAGGGACUAGUUUCUUAUUUUGAAAAGUAUAGGCAAAAUGGGUUUAAUUUUGCCAUGACUGAAGCUAAAGAAAUUGCAAAUGACAUGGGAGUUGAGCCUAUAUUUCCUAUAAAACGUCAUGUUUGCAGAAAAAAGCAUUUUGAUGAAAUUCCAAAUACUGAAAGGGAACAACAAUCUGCUCAAGAGUCCUUUAGAACUGAUUACUUUUUGGUUUUAGUUGAUAUAGCUCUUUCUCAAUUAAAAAGCAGGUUUGAACAAAUGAAAACUUUUGAAUCUAUGUUUGGCUUCUUGUUUGAUGCAUCAAAGUUAGCUUAUUUGGAUGAUGAUGACUUGAAAAGUUGUUGUUUGAAUCUUGAAAUUGCUUUGAGAAAUGGUGAUGGUUCUGACAUUGAUGCGAAAUAUUUGCUUAUGGAGUUACAAAUUCUGCAGGAAAUGUUGCCGAAUGAGGCAUAUGAAACAGAUAGGCCUUGGACAUCCAUUCAAAUUAUGGAGUUUGCAAAGAAAAUGGAUAUGUUUCCAAGUGUUAUGGUUGCCUAUAGGAUUUUACUAACUAUACCGGUGACGGUAGCAUCCGCCGAAAGAAGUUUUUCAAAAUUAAAAUUAUUAAAAUCUUAUUUGCGGACUACCAUGACUCAAGAUAGGCUGAAUGGAUUAGCUAUUUUAACCAUUGAAAGAAAUAUGUUGGUAAAUGUUGACUAUGAGAAGAUAAUUGAUGAUUUUGCUUCAAGAAAUGCAAGAAGGCAUCAUUUCAGAUGA